GAUCGGGCUUUUUAUUCUCCCGCGGUUGACAGCUGGGUCUACAAAAAUGGGAAACUCGUCGACGGAUGACUACGCCACAACUGGCGACGGCUCUUGCGGCGACACUCCGCCACUAAAUUCCAGCAUCUAUUCCGAGGGCGAGAAGGUCCUUGCCUACCACGGCAAGCGCAUCUACGACGCCAAGGUUCAAAAGCUUGAGCUCAGAAAUAACAAAUGGACUUACUUCGUUCACUACCUUGGUUGGAAUAAAGUCAGUUGGGACGAAUGGGUAGGUGUGGAUCGCCUUUUGAAACAAAAUGAAGAGAAUAUAAUAAGGCAGCAAACUCUUGCCAAGCAACCAUGCGUGGAUGAUAAUACAAAGUCAGGGCAAUUGACACAAAUGAAUCCAAAAAGUUCAGCUGUGGGAAAAGAGAGGAAGCGAAAGAAUAACUCAGGCACUGAGGACACUGUCUCCUUGGAAAGGAUUGUCAAGAAUAAGGUUCCCUCAAUUGUUAGGAGGCAAGUUAUUGAUAAUCCGGAUUUUGUUUCUCAGCAGGAUAAGGGACUUUUAGGAAUGGAUGCCGGAAGUAGCAGUCAAAUCAAUGAGAAAAAUAAAAGAGCGAGUAGACGUGUAUGGACCAAUGAAGAGGAGGAUGCACUUUUAGGCAUCCUAGAGGAUCUGGUUGCAAACGGUCAUCGUGUUAACCGUGCUUUCAUACCUGGUACAAUGACUAUAAUAGAAAAUGCAUUGCGCAAUUUGUGUCCAAGAUCGGCAUUGAAAGCUAACCCACACAUUGAGUCAAAAAUUAGAAAGUUGAAAAAGCAAUUCCGUUUAGUAUAUGACAUGGUCAACAACACCGGGUUUGGCUGGAAUAAGGUGAAGAAAUGUGUGAGGGUAGACAGUGAAGAGACAUGGAAAGCAUAUCUUCAGCAUCACAAGGAGGCAUAUGGGUGGAAGGGCAAACAUUUUCCUAUUUAUGAUAGGCUUGUUAAAAUAUUUAUAGUGGACUACGUAAAUGAGAAAACAUCCCAAACUCCUGCUGAAAUAAUUGAAGAGGUGAACUGUGGUGAGGACAAUUCCCUUGGGAUGGAAGAAGACACUCGUCCAAGGUCACCUGACCAAAUCUCAACUACAAAGCAAACGGAUCAAUCUCAUUCGUCCAAAGGAAAGAGGAGAAGGCAAGAUGAUACUGCAGAUAGUAGUCAAAUAGUUGAAAAAAAGAAAAAAGGCAGCCGACGUGUAUGGACCAAAGAGGAGGAGGAGGCACUUUUAAGCAUUCUAGAGGAUCUAGUUGCAAAAGGUCAUCGAGAAAAUCGUACUUUCAAAGCUGGUACAUUGACUCUGAUAGAAAAGGGUUUGUGCAGUUUAUUUCCAGCAUCGGGACUUAAAGCUAGCCCACACGUUGAGUCAAAAAUGAAAAUAUUGAAGAAGCAACACUGUAUAAUAGAUGACAUGCUCAACCAAAAUGGGUUUGGGUGGAAUGAUUUGAAGAAAUGUGUGGAGGUUGACAGUGAAGAAACAUGGAAGGCCUAUGUUCAGCAUCACAGGGAGGCUGAUGGGUGGAGGGGCAAAUAUUUUCCACUUUAUGAUAGACUUGUUAAUAUAUUUGGAGAAGGCCGUGCAACUGUAAAACCAUCCCAAGCCUUAGUUGAAAGAGUCGAGGAGAUUAACUGUUUUGGACGUAUGAAUCGCAAUGAGGAGAUGAACUGUGAAGAGGAAUCAACCGACUCUGGAAGUGAGGAAGACACUUUUUCAAGGUCGGUUGACCAAAUCUCAACAAACAGACAGACAGAUCAAUCUGAUUCCUUGCUGCAAAGAAAUAGAUGCGAACACAAUGGUGUAGCUGUUGCAUUGGAAAAAGUUCCAGCAUCAGUCGUGGAAACAAUAAAAACUUCAAAUGAGCCGAUGCGAGUCUCAGUUGAAUCCAAAGGUAACAAAAUAGAUGAGCUACAUUGUGAGAUUAAAAGACUAGGGCUUUCUGUUCCCGGUCGAGUUAAAGCAUUAAGACUACUUGUGGCUAAUUCAUCCAAUGCUGAUAUAUUCCUUACCUUAGAUGAUGAAGAGAAAGCGGAAUUUGUUAAGCAACUCCUUGAUGAAUCGUCAAAUAAGAAAUGAAUUGUAUAUUAUUGACAUACUGUAGAUUGUAUUUGAACUAGUAAUUUUGCUGAAUGAUUUUAUUAACUCA
Messenger RNA from Pyrus x bretschneideri (Chinese white pear), 2165 nucleotides. RefSeq lists its product as uncharacterized. Bases 47 to 2095 code for a protein of 682 amino acids. NCBI's taxonomy places the organism in Eukaryota, Viridiplantae, Streptophyta, Magnoliopsida, Rosales, Rosaceae. The transcript has 9 exons. The record is from RefSeq and is a predicted model, not a curated record.